AUGCUCCUGACCAGGGAGGAGCUCUGGUACGUCGUCGUCGGAGCCAAGCCGGAGCCGGUCACCGAGCAGUGGAAGAAGGACGACAGUAAAGCACGUGCUACAAUGGGGUUGUGCAUUGAAGACAAUCAGUUUGGGUUAGUGAAAACGGCGAACAGUGCGAGUGAUUUUUGGAAUCAGCUCAAAGCGUACCACGAGAAGAGCACGGUCACGUCGCGUGUGUCAUUGUUAAAGAAACUUUGCAGUUUGAACCUCGCGGAGGGUGGUGACGUCGAAGGCCAUCUGGUAGUGUUGGAGGAUUUGUUCGAUCGUCUGGCGAAUGCGGGCCAAGAGCUGGAAGAAUCGCUGCGGAUUGCGAUGAUCCUGCGCAGCUUGCCCGAUUCCUACGGUGACUGGUCACGGCCCUGGAGAGUCGUGCCGAUGCUGACAUCACCAUGCAGCUGGUCAAAUCAAAGUUGCUUGACGAGUUCGAGCGGCGGCGGGAACGAUCAGGUGAAUCGUUCGACAUGA
Messenger RNA from Aedes albopictus (Asian tiger mosquito), 507 nucleotides. RefSeq lists its product as uncharacterized. The record is from RefSeq and is a predicted model, not a curated record. Lineage: Eukaryota; Metazoa; Arthropoda; Insecta; Diptera; Culicidae. The transcript has a single exon. The coding region runs from base 1 to 507 and encodes 168 amino acids.